This is a messenger RNA of Gopherus flavomarginatus (Mexican gopher tortoise), 2269 nucleotides long. RefSeq names its product stimulator of chondrogenesis 1 (gene SCRG1). The record is from RefSeq and is a predicted model, not a curated record. NCBI's taxonomy places the organism in Eukaryota, Metazoa, Chordata, Testudines, Testudinidae. The transcript is spliced from 3 exons. The coding region runs from base 100 to 402 and encodes 100 amino acids.
CUCUCAACUUGUACAUUUAAAAAGAUACAGCUGCCAAGAAAGUGAGAAAGAGAGAGAGAAGCAAAAGAGAAAGCACUCCUGCCAAAAGCAAGCUUUGGAAUGAUGAAAAUGAAGAUUCUAUCAGCUCUUGUUUUGCUGAGCAUGCUGCUUGGUACUAACAUGAUGCCUUUCAGUCGACUUUCUUGUUACAAGAAAGUGCUAAAAGAUUGCAACUGUCACAGCAUCCCAGAAGGUGUGGCCAGUUUUCAAGGCAUUGAUGGAAAUCUUCAAGACCACUUCUGGGAAGGGAAAAGCUGUGAGAUGAUCUGUUACUGCAAUUUUAGUGAAUUGCUCUGCUGCCCAAAAGAUAUUUUCUUUGGACCAAAGAUCUCUUUUUUGAUCCCUUGCAACAAUCAAUUAUGAGCAUCACGUGUACCAGUGAGAAGACACACACAGGUCUUCACAACAGGAGAUAAACAAUGUUGUCAUAGAAAAUCUAUUCCUUUCUACAGCACUAGAGUGCAGAGCCUUGCUGUACCAAGUAGUAUAUGUUUCCCCUUCUGUAUAUAGAAGGAACCAUGGUUUGAAGCUUUAAUGGUAAAGCUCUCCUUUCUAACUUGGUAGCUACAUUAGCUUUCAUUAGAAGGAUUUAAGAAGAGUUCAGUAAAACCUCCUUAAUUCAUUGUGCAACCCAGACAGUCUCAAAAAAAUCUGCUGUUGUCAUUCCAUCUCUCAAAGAUCUAGGGUCAAAUUCUCAACUGCUAUAAGGCAGUAUAGCACCUCACUACACUGUUUUACACUCAUUGAAGCCCUUAGCAGCAGUUCACUGUACUGCACUUUCAUAUCAAUAAGUCUUCAUCACUUUAACAAAAAGUAACAUUGAAAUCGGUGGGAGCUGCUGUGCAUUCAGCACUUUUGAAAAUCAGGUCACUUAUUUAGGUGCCUAAAUAAGGUUUGAGGAUCCUAACUUUUACAUCUAUUUUUGAAAAUCUUGGUCUAAAAAGCUUGUUAAUCCCCCUGAGGUCAAUAGCAAGACUCUCACUAGCUUCCAUGGAAACACAAUUGAACUCUAAAUUCGCAAAAUAGUUAUCCAUAAUAGGCCCUUAUUUAAACUCCUCUUUGCACUUUUGGUGUUUAGUACACAGCUGCUAUAAUGUAUAUAUUCAGUAAAACAGCUACGGGUGAUGAUCCUCAUUCAAAUACUUUGGAAGACAACGGGCCCUGAAUCAGGCCUCGUUUGAGCUAUAGCACAACUCAGUAGUAACUUAAAAUGCUAGUUCCCUAUCUUUAAUAUAGCCCUUUAGGAGAAAACAGGUAUGUAAUUAGACACAGAGACUAGCCUUCUAAGCAUGUACACCAAUGAAAGCUGUAUGCCAUAAGUAUUAAAUGUUUCUUUUCAUUAACAUACGGUAAUUCCUAGAGCUACCAAGUUAAUCAGAUGGAAAAGUGUGAAAAUAUCUACUGCAAAAUAUGAAACUUCAAUAUAGCUAUCUUGUGCUAUUCUUUUUCAAUGACACUUUCUGCAGUAGUCAUUUUAUGUAAAUUACAUAGCAUUAAAAAAAUCACUAUUGCCUAAUAGCCAACCAUAUUUCACUUACAUGACAACUUUGUAUCAAAUACAAAAUAUGUUCAGAAACUUUGCCAUCUAUAAUGGUUGGAUUAUUGUAAUCUUGUACCUAGUUGGUCAGAGUGUUUGCUGGACUAUAUGCAAAUGAUAAUAAAUGUGUAUUCAGUUAAUCAUGUAUGUAUGUUAAGUGACUUGCACCAAAUAGUUUCACAAUGACCAGCUGCAGGACAGAUGCAAUUUUUUAGAAAGUCUCAGUUUACCUGUUCCUCAUUCACCGGUUUUCCCAGAGCCUGAUCAAACUAUGCAAAAGAGAAGCUCCGAGCAGAGUCCAGAGACAAAAAACUGUUAAUCUCUGCAGAUGCAAAUAAGACCUGCUGAAACCUAGGGAUUUCUGGAAAGCUUGAAGGCCUUGUCCUGCCAUCUAUCAGCAAGGUGUGGAGAGACAAGCUGUCUCCUUCCUCUUUCAGGUUCUACCUGAAUUACACUAUGCUUGCCUCUGCUGCUCACAACUUUCCAAAGAAGUAGUAGCAAAACUGACAACUGUCACCUUCACAUCGCCAUACAGCAUUCUGAAUGUGGCAGUAAAAUUGACCAGUUCUGUGAAAUUCACCAAUUUCCUUCUUCUACUGCUGGUUGGGAAAGGCUCUGCAAGCUGCAGAUUCAAAAAGACAGCACCACAACCUCUCUCAUGCAGGAGGUUAUAAUUGACACAGUAUUAAGAGC